AUGGAUGCCAAAGCAGCCUCUGCUUCACCACCAUCUUCCUCUUCAUCUCCUACUCAUGAAUUCUCCUUCACAAUCUCCCUCCACCAAAAUUCCUCCAUUCAUGACAGAGUACUUAACCAGUCUCCCCCUCAAUUUACCAGCUCUGCCAUUGAUCUUUCUCCUGCAGAUAACAUAUUUUUUCAUGGCCACUUGCUUCCUCUGCACCUCCUCUCCCAAUUCCCCAUCAUUUCGCCUCAGAAUUCCUCCACAAACUCCCUAGACAUCUUCACUCUCCCUAUCCGAGACCUCCUCAUAGAAGAAGAAGAGGAGACCACCUUGAACGAGACCAUCUCCUCAGACGACACAGAGAACAACUCCAAGUUGCAUGAAAAUCUCCACGACAAUACCAUCGAAGCACAAAGCCGGGUAAAACCCAAGUCAUUCUCCCUAUUCAGCCUCUCAAAAUGGCGAAAAGGGCGUCAGGCUGACAGAGAAAAAGAUGACCAAGAAUCAAGACAUGACAAGAAAAAGCUCAAAUUCGACCUAGUCAACCAAGUCCUCAAAAAAUACAUCAAAAUGGUAAAACCCUUAUUGUCAUUCAAAUCACCAGCUGAAUCAAGAAGAUCCUCCUCACCAAUCAUCAGCAAGAGAUUUCAGAACCAGCCACAUUCAUUUUCAGGGAGCACCAGCUCAAGAAAGGAGGAUCAGUUUCGCGUAAGGCGGCGCAGAAGAGACUUCUCUGCACCAGCCUCCAUGAGGACCUCUCCAGCCAACAGUGGACCUCUUACACCCAAUGGAGCAUUCUCUCCCACAAGUGACAGCACCAUGGAAGAAUUGCAGGCUGCUAUUCAAGCUGCAAUCACUCAUUGCAAAAACUCCAUAGCCAUGGAAGAGAAGGUCAAGUGGCAAAAUUAA
Daucus carota subsp. sativus is the source of this 894-nucleotide messenger RNA. RefSeq names its product BRI1 kinase inhibitor 1. The record is from RefSeq and is a predicted model, not a curated record. NCBI's taxonomy places the organism in Eukaryota, Viridiplantae, Streptophyta, Magnoliopsida, Apiales, Apiaceae. Bases 1 to 894 code for a protein of 297 amino acids. Gene Ontology annotation, molecular function: kinase inhibitor activity. The transcript has a single exon. Gene Ontology annotation, cellular component: plasma membrane.